AGGGUACUAGCAGAACAUCAGAGGGAGAAGACAAUGACGUGAGUGAAGUGAAUGUCGAUUCCUCCCGAGGAGUGUCUGUUGCGACGUCCCGGGAGGAGGAUGACGACUCCAGUAUUAAUGCCAGCAACGCUAGCAAGAGUCCAGGACAGAGAACAAAGUCCAAUCAAAGAUGGAUGAAAUUACGAACUACGGUUCAACUCAGCUCAGCGAUCCAAAAAAAGCCGACCCUGAAGAGAGAAGAUUCAUUCUUGAAGCGGUUUUCAAUGCGCCAGAUACCGGAAACGCAAGAAACAGUGGAAGACACUGGGUCUGAAGGGGCGACCGGAGAGCACAGAUCUACCACUCGACAGAGGCGGAGGAAAAUACGUGCGCCUAGAACUGUCGUUAACCCAGAUGAGAAUUUUUACUUCUAUUGGCUCUGGCUCAUUACACUUUGUGUGCUCUAUAAUUUAUGGACUCUCAUCGUGCGCCAGAGCUUUCCUGAGCUUCAGAUGAUGUGCCAUUACUUCUGGUUAACCUGUGACGGUAUUGGUGACCUCGUGUUUGCGUUGGAUCUGGUGGUGCAGCUUCGCACUGGGUACUUGGAGCAAGGGCUUAUGGUGUACGAUUCGAAGAAGCUAGCAAAGCACUACCUGACAUCCCGUCCCUUCCUUCUGGACCUGGCCGCGCUGACGCCCUUGGAUCUGCUGCAACUUCGCAUCGGCACUAACCCUAUCAUACGAUUUCCCAGGUUCCUCAAGGUGUACCGGGCUGUAAGCUGCUACUACAUAGUGGAGUCACGAACAGUGUACCCCAACUUCUGGCGCGUCAUUAACCUCAUCCACAUUCUGCUCAUCCUGGCACACUGGUUUGGUUGCUUCUACUUCCUGCUCUCCGAGGCUGAAGGCUUUCAGGGUGACUGGGCGUACCCCCACCGACCUGGUGAUUAUGCGACUCUCACUCGGAAGUACCUGGGCUCUCUCUACUGGUCCACACUCACCCUCACAACUAUAGGAGACUUGCCCACACCCGAGACUAAUGCUGAGUAUGUGUUUACAAUAGUGAGCUACUUGAUUGGUGUAUUUAUAUUUGCGACCAUAGUGGGCCAAGUUGGCAAUGUCAUUACAAACAGAAACGCGAACAGGCUCGAGUUUGAGAGGCUUCUGGAUGGAGCCAAGACGUAUAUGAGACAUCAUAAGGUUCCGGGUGGCAUGAAGCGUCGUGUGCUGCGUUGGUAUGACUACUCGUGGUCCAGGGGUCGCAUCCAGGGUGGAGGUGACAUCAAUACAGCUCUAGGUCUACUUCCCGAUAAGCUAAAGACCGAGCUCGCACUUCACGUCAAUCUUAGCGUGCUGAAAAAGGUAACAAUAUUUCAAGAGUGCCAGCCCGAGUUUCUUCAUGAUUUGGUUUUAAAAAUGAAAGCUUAUAUUUUCACACCCGGAGACUCUAUUUGUAGAAAAGGUGAAGUAGCUCGGGAGAUGUUUAUCAUAGCUGAUGGGAUUUUGGAAGUGAUUUCAGAAACAGGCCACGUCCUUACCACCAUGAAAGCUGGAGAUUUCUUUGGGGAAAUCGGUAUUUUAAACCUCGACGGAUUAAAUAAGCGUACCGCAGACGUACGGUCUGUAGGUUACUCUGAGUUAUUUUCGUUGUCUCGCGAAGACGUCCUUGCAGCCAUGAAGGAUUAUCCAGAGGCGCAGGAUAUCUUGCAGACACUUGGCCGGAAGAGACUUCAAGAGGCCAAGAGCAUGUCGCGACAGAAACCCAAAAACGAAGUUAGUCCCGACAAGACGGGAGGCGAUGACAGCACUUCAAAGCGAAUCGUCCAUAAGCUGCGUACCGAUGUCAAAGGAAUACGCAACGCGAUCCGCAGCCGAUCGCGCGGCGGAAGGCGAUCGGGCGAAACCUUGGAGAUGCGAGCCAUGUCCGAGCCUAAAGUACUGCGCCGCAUGCCUCGCGUGCACAGCGAUGACUCACAGCACCAACAGGAACAGGCUAGUGACCCUGCGCAUAAAGAGACAGAAAAAACAGUAUCUCCUCUCGGAGCGGGUUUGCCUCUGCUUUCACGAUUGAAACUCCUUAAGGAAAAACAGGAUCGAGAGGAGAAAGUGGCAAAGCAGUGGCAUCUAGCAUCAUCGGUGGUGUCGCCUCCACCCCCGCAACCGACUCCAUCCACUAGUUCCGCUCCCGAUGCGGAACCGGAAGUUAUCGGAGCUGGCCUCCCUCUUAUACAAAGAUUACUUCUUCUAAAAGCUAAAGAAGAGAGAGAAAAAAAUCAACUAACACCUACGUUGAGUAACCAGCCCUCAAGCUCUGACACCAUCAGCCCCAAUUCUUUAAAGAGCCCCUUAAGUCCAACGAUCAAAACCCUAAGCCCGUUUCGAAAAGGCUCGGAAUCAAGCUCACCUGGAAAAUUUUCAAAUUCUAGGAAAAAUUCUUCAGGGUCCAGUGACGGAGCUUCCAAACCAAAAGUUAGUUUUAGGAAUAAAAUACUGCAAGUGCAGAGUGACGGCACUGCUGUAUGUCAACCGCUUAGUAAAGAAAUUACCGAAAAACCGGCUGCAGUCGUUGAACCUACCCCUAAAACAGAAAGUAGUUUAAUAUCAAUUCCACAUUCUGUAGUCAGUAAAAUAAAAUCACCAGCUAAAGUAGUUGGUUCGACAUUCCGAGAUAAGUUAAGAUUAUUGCAAAAUGGAUCAAAUAAAGACGUCGAGAGAAAUAAAUUGCCCUUACCAGAUAAAAGUUCACUCGAAGUUAUUCCGGUUCAAAAAAAGGAUACUCAAGAGGAAAGUAAAACUAAGAAACCUUGGAGUAAAUUAAAGAAAGCUGCAAUAUUAGGCGAAUCUAAAAGUUUUAGUAAGAGUAGUAUAGAUAAAAUUAAUAGUGAGACUCCCAAACAAUGUGCGAAUGAGAGGAAAAUUGAAAGUGUAAAUUUGAGUAGCCCAACGCCUGUAAUUAACACGGCAGAGCUUGUCAAAAUAGAUAAUAAUAAUGUAGAGGUUCAUAGAGACUGCAUUAAUAGUGAUAAGCCUAAAUUAUGCAUUAUGAGCUCUGAAACAGAUGAAGAAAAAUCUUUAGAUCUGUUAACUUCUUCCCCAAAAAAGUCGGAGAUGAAAGUCCACGAAACAAAAAAAGUCAUUACGAUAGGAACAAUGUUGUUGCCCAAAGUAAAAAAAUACAAAUCAAUAGACGAUCUCUCCCCGGAGUAUGGAGGACUUCCUUUUGUAAAGAAAUUAAAAAUAUUGAACGAAAGGCAAAAACUAGCUGAAUUAGAAAAAGUAGUUAAAAUAAGAAGUUCUAGUUUAGAUUGUGCAAGUUCUUCGGAAGACUUGCUUUCCGAUACGCUAACUCGUAGUCAUUCAGAAGGAAGCACAAUGGACAAAAGAAAAUACAAAAGAAAAUCUUCUGAAUCUAUCGGAAGCCAUGAGUCUAAUGAGACGUUAGAGAGACGAACGUUAAAGUCUAUUUUGAAAAAGUUGUCAGAAGAUGUCACACCUGCAGAGAGUCCACAAAGAGGCAAAGAAUUACGAAAAUUGAUUCGAGCACCAACGUUGGAAGGUUACGCUGCGAGACAUUCAAAAUUUGCCAAAAGCGUGACUUUUCAUCGUCACACGCUGCCGUCUCCACCAGGCAGUGCCUUGUCUGAUAUAGUAGACGAUGUGUUCGAACUGCCAGAACCAAAGAAAGAGCCAUCAAUACAGACAGAAUCGUCCACUGAUACUCCAUUUUCGCAAACUCAAAUUGUAAAAUCAAGUCCUGAUGUAAUUAUACCGCGUGAAGAUUACAACAUAAAUAUAAAAUCUGAGUAUGAAUUACAGCAAAAUUUAGAUUUUCCAUCACUCCGGCCCGAAGAUAUAAAACUUCCUUCUGAAAAACCGAAAAUUACAUUAAUAUCAGCAGUUGCUAAUCAAAGGAAACUUCUACGAGCAUCUCUAGAAGAACAGGAAUACUUUGGAGAAGUAUUGUUGGGUAUCAAACAAGUUAUUGAAGGACAUUUAUACGAAGUACAAGGAAAAUUUCAGGAAAGAUUCGCUAGUUUAGAAAGUGAAGUAAGAAAACGAGACGAAAUAAUAUGUCAACUACAGAAUAGAAUUCAAGAAUUAGAGAGACUAGGUUUGUCAGCCCCAUUAUCUCUGAAAACCAGUAAUGAGCCCGUGCUUGAAGAAAAUGGAAACAUACCCAAUAUCAAUAAUGAUAGCUCAGCUAGUGAAGGGUCAGAUGUAAAUGAAGGUUUUAUGAGAGGAGACUCUCUUGAUACAGUAUUUGCAACAUCUCCGGGUGAUGAUGACAAGAUUAAUCCGCCUCUCAAAUCAAUUCCGUCAUCCAGUAAACAUGUAUCAAAUGACGAUUUGACUGAAGAAAAGUUAGCAGAACUAACUGGUGGGAUAGAACUUUCGAAAUUAACGUAUUCAGAAUUACAAAUGUUAGCUGAAUCUAUAUCAAGUAGAACCACUAAGGCUUGCUCCAAGAAAGAGACGUGGAGCAUCAGUAAGUCAAAGAGGCUGGACUUAAAUUUAGAUGGAAAAGCCGGGACUUAUUCAAGGAAACGCGCUGCCAAAGUAAAACAAAGAAAAUCGUGGGACCAAGAUCAUAGCGAUCAGGAAUCAGUGGAAAUGCAGGAGUUGACAAGAUCAAUAUCACCACAAAUAAUAUCAGAAAAUCGAUCGUUACUAAGUCCCGAGCAGUCGAGCCUGAGGUCCAGCAGACGAGGAAUGCCAUUCCACUUUUUCGGGUCUCAUCUGGAUAACACUAAGUCUAAAAUCAAGAAAACUCUCUCUGUGGAUACUGGCAUGCAUCAAACUGGAAGAAAAAAAAAACAAAGUCGGGACGAGCGUAAAUUUAGCCUAGGAUCAUUUUUUGGGUCACGUGGGGGGAGCGGGUCCCAGCAAGAAAAAUCACACAGCAACGAUGUAGUGCUGGAUAUCGGCAGCGAUGCCAGUUGGAGCAACACGACAUCGACAUCGUCCAGCGAUUCAGAGUCCAUUCCUCAUACCCCAGUUUUUGAGGAGUUCGUGAACAGCAACAGACUUUGUCAAAGAUCGGGACAUGGAAAUAGGUCUUCUGUUAGAGGUUUCUCUGGAAGUGGAGGAGACUGGGAGUUAAUGAUGCUGGCUGAUGAGUUAGAGAGGCGAGAAAGGCGCGAAGAUGGUCGAACCCUACUGCCUCCCUAUCCAUCUGCUCUACGGGACCUUGAGGAGGAGUCUGAUAGUCCUCAACGCGAGGACAGCGCUGACGACGUGUCCAACCUAGAAGAGUCGUCCUCGAGUACGCAACUACUAUCGCAGUCACUCAGUGACCACCUCGAAACUUCCUUCACUGAACACAGAAGAAUUCCGCACCGCCUCGGCUCAUUAGGAGACCAGCCCAGGACGGAGGUUUCCCGGAUGAUGGUCCGAGCGUCGAGCCUCGAUCCAGCCCCUCGCAGCGCACCUCCCCCCCGCCGCGCAACUCCUCCCCGCCGCGCCACCUCGCUUCGCAGCUGCAGCGACACUCAUCGCAAACGGCUAUGAUCCGUGACCUUACUUUUACCCUUUACGCAUACAAUGCUUACGAGAUACAUCCAUUACUGACUGUUUUUAUUUAAACCAAAUAAUAUAAAUCAUAUUGUAUAGUUAGUUCUAGUCUUAUAAUAUGUAAAUUGCCUUCUAAGCAAGUUAAUAAUAUGUAGUAGGUAUACCUCUGACAGAAUACUGAGAAAUAGUUCAUAUUUAACUUUGAUCUUUUGACUAUUAUUUCAAUUAUUAAAUGCAAUACGUCAAAGUAAAAAGAUAAAAAUAAUUAAGUAUAUGCAUUUAAGGAACAUAGAAACGGACGAGAGAAAGUUAGUUAACCCAACCAAAACUAUAUAUUUUAUUUAAGAAAAUAUAGAGUAUAAAUUAAAUCAAGAAAUAAUAAUUAUGACAAAAUGUUUGUUUUCCGAAUAUGUUAGUUAAGAAAUAGGUCACGUAAUGCCACUCUAGAAAUUGAUCUGUACAAUUUACGGCACAGGUCAAUACCUGUAUUACUACUAUAUUACUGUAUUACGGAAAUACACAAAACAAUUAUAAUCUACCAUACAUAUAUAAUCAUGAAACAAAGUUAACUUUUAGAAAAAGUUAUAAUAUAUAAAAAAAUUAAAAGUUAACAAUAAAUAUACUUGAUUGAACAAUACUUAUAAGGGUGUUCUGUCAUCUGUUAUAAGAAUGUUUUCUGUAUAGACCAUUUUGUCCUUUGUCAUAUUAGAUAGUACAGUCAGCCCGUCUUUCCAAUACAGAAGGUUCCAAACAACAACUACGACCUUCAUAAAUAAAAAUACCGUUAGAGUAGUUGUCAAAUGUAUUAGUUUAAAGAUAAUCUUAAUUAUGUAUUACUGAAAUUGCAUAAUAUGUAGCACAAAGGGUAAAUAGCAAAAUAAACACUUUAAAUGAUAUAAAAAAGAAUCUUAUAAAUAUUGUUAUUGUACAUAAUAUUAUAAUGUUAAUAGCAGGAUUUGUAUUAAACGAAUUUUCAAAGUUCAAGCACAAGUGUAACUAUUAUUUAAUAAACUUUUAAAAUCUGCUUUGUGUUAAAUGUCUGAUAUUGAUAUGAAUUAAACACCAUUAAAUGCUGUUGUGCAUUUAAAACUAAAAUGAGUUUUCGUUUGAAUCGGUAUUUCCCCAAAAUCUAAGAUAUUUAUACAUACGCCUUUGUUCUAUUGUCAACUAUCAGAGGUUUAAUAGAUAUUGUAUUGUCGUGACAAUUCGUUCUAGACAACUAAUAGACUCGUUAAUAUAAGAUUAUGUGCCAAAAAUGUAGUGUGUAGUUUCGUAAAAAAAAAUAAUUAAGGAUGUAAAUUGUGAAUAAUUAUUAAAUAGGUACACAUAACCCAUUUUGUAAGACCGAUUAGUACGAUAAUGUAGGUAUUCCUAUUUGUGUACACCACACAAUAAAUAUGUAUGAUAAUAAAAAAAAAUUAGACGUAAAUAAUUUCACAAAUAUUAGGUAUUAAUUAUGAUUUUAUUUUUACGUUUAUGUAUUCAUAUCACAAAUUACUUAUUGAAUAUUCUUUUUUUGAACACCAUCUAGUUUUUAUACUGAUUUCCAAACUAAUAUUUUUAUCCAUCAAAAGUAAUAAAUAUGACUAUUGACAAUGUAAUUUCAGCAAUAAACUGACAAUUUCCAUAAGUUAUUUGUUAUUACGUUUUUAAUUAGAAUUAAGAAUCUGUUAAUUUGGCUGGAAAUUUAAAUUACUAUACAUAUAAUAGAGAUAAGAGGUAGGUAUGUAAAUGAAAGGGAGAAAUACAAGAUAUUAAAAA
Messenger RNA from Pieris rapae (cabbage white), 7250 nucleotides. RefSeq lists its product as uncharacterized. The record is from RefSeq and is a predicted model, not a curated record. The transcript is spliced from 25 exons. The coding region runs from base 174 to 5486 and encodes 1770 amino acids. Gene Ontology annotation, molecular function: protein-containing complex binding; monoatomic ion channel activity. Gene Ontology annotation, biological process: monoatomic ion transport; transmembrane transport. NCBI's taxonomy places the organism in Eukaryota, Metazoa, Arthropoda, Insecta, Lepidoptera, Pieridae. Gene Ontology annotation, cellular component: membrane.